AAAUUUAAUAUGGCAUCGGCCAACAUGUAGUGAUGUGGUUGUUGUGAUGUUCGAUCAUGAUCUGUCAAAAUUUCGCGGCCAGGAGUGAUAAGAUGUCAUUUAUCGAAUACGUUAUUUAAAAAAAUUUUCCGAAGAACUCGCGGGGUUUCUGAGUCGAUAUGGCUCAUUUAAACAACGUGUUGAAGGCUGUGGAAACGUUAAAUGCGCUACGAGAAUCGGACAUCCCGUCAGAUUCCGGAGCAAGGAAGGAGAAGAUAUCAUGUUGUACAGUCAUCGUUGAAGGAAUAUGUUCACUAACUGUCAGACAAAAUCCUAAAUUUCCACAAGUUCUCACUCCUGCUAUUGAAACAUUGCUAGCUUUGUGUAACGAUGACGAGUCGGACGUCAGAAUGGUCGCAGAUGAAUCUCUCAAUAAAAUUAUAAGGGUAAUGGUGGACAGUAACAUCGUUAAGAUUCAGAUAGAACUUUACAAUGAGAUAAAGAGAAAUGGGCCUGCGCGUGUACUGAGGGCUGCUCUUUGGAGAUUCGGUUUGCUAAGUCACAUGAUACGUCCCUCAAGAGGCAAAGCUUAUGUGUCAAAUCUGAUACCAUGUAUAGUGAUUAUUGCGCAUCGAUCUGAAGAUAUUGUGAUAGAAACGUUAUCGCAGUCAUUACCAUUAAUUUUUAAAGUGUUAGGACCAUUUAUGACAGAUAAGGAUGUCAAGAAUUUGCUAAGAGCGUUCUUCGAGAAUAUUUCCUCGCCUCAAGCGGCUUUUCGUAGAGCAGCGGCAAAUAUGAUUCUAGCAACAUGCAUAAACUGCAGAAAACCUCAAUUCUUUUUAAAUUAUGUACUGAAUCAUCUGUUAGAUAUAAUAAUGCCAGUGAGAAAUGCCGAGGAUCACUCGUCUACUAUCAUAGGCGUGUUUGGAUGCUUGAGAAUGAUUUUACCUCAUAUAUGUAAACCCUCAGAGCCAGAAAGUGUCGAGGCACAACAGAUAGAUAGUUUGUUACAUAUUUAUGAACUGUGUUUGCACUAUACAAAAUGGCACUCGGAUCACAAUGUUAUAAAUGCAGCUUUAGAGACUCUGGCACAGCUUUUAAAAACGCCUCCAAAGCCAUUGGUGUCAAUUUUAUUGUCUACAGAAGGCAUAACGCAAAGCAGGAUAAUAGUGAAUCAAAAUGCGUGCAUUCCAUCAUUGGGUCAAAUGAGUAUUUCCAGUGCGAGUACCGCUUACGGUGGAAAUUCGGAUUCUAUUUUAAACCUGCAAGAGCCUGAUGUUCCAGAAAUCACUCCGAACAUAGAUAAAUGGAUUGCAGAUACGGAAACGGCGUUGCCGGCUGCGUGCAAUCCACAAACGCAGAAUGAACCUGCAAACAAUGUAAUUGAAACGAAAGAGAAAAUAUCGGAAAAUUAUUGCGGUCUGAAGAUCGGAGCCAUUGAUAACGAGACUGUGGAGGAGGGUAGCGAUGUCGGGAGCGAGAUCGAGAAGUCCGAGAGAGCGCCGUAUUCAAGCCUGCUGAGUGAAUUGUCGAAGGAGGACGAUUGCUCCGAAGAUGCCACUUUGUCGUUCGCCUCCCCCAAGAAGUUUCCUUUGGAUUUCGCAUUGUACGAGACGGACGUUGGAAAUUUCACCGACUCGGAUAUGCCCGUGAAGUUUUGCUGUCGUUACUUGGUGUCGUCUUUCUUGUUGACAGGCAAACCCGGGCACUUGGUUUCGGACAAGUUGUUUCGCGUUAGUGUAAAGUCACUCGCUCUGACGUGCGUGGGUUACAUCUUGAAGCUUUACCCGCACUUAUUCACGAUGACCGUGACGAAAGAGUCGGGCUGCAGCGAGACGAACCAACUGAUCGCAGACAUUCUGCUAUUUGCCAAUCACUCCGAUCCUCAGAUCAGAGGCAAUAUAGCGAUGGUGAUUGGAAUCUUUCUAAAGUCCGUGUUCGUUCAAUACGGCGGCUCCUUUCAAAACUUUGAGACGGAAUGCUCCGCCCAAAAGGGACAUGGAAAGAUACUGCUUACAGAUAUGAUCAAUUUACUUUUAAAAGGCUUAAAUGACAGUUCUGCGACAACCUGCCGCCAAACGUUGGACGCGUUGAAUCUCUGCUUACCAGAGCUACUAGACUCUAUCAAUCACGAGCAUGGUCUCACUGUCUUAACUGCGUUGCCAAAACUCACGAAGAAUCCAUAUUUUUUAGUGAAAGUAAAAUUAGUUGACCUGCUGAGUAAAUUAUCGUAUAUCACAAUAGAACAUAUAACGGGACAAUCGUUAUUUCAAGAGCAUUUUAUCGAUGUUAUAAUAGCGUUGUUAGGCGAUCAGGACCAAAGAGUGAGACACGCCGCGUCGGACGCCAUCGUUAAAAGUAUUCCAUAUUUAUACUUCCGACAUCCUCAAGAAGAUACCGUUACGAAGAAGGCCACGCAAUACACUCAGCAGUUUUUAAGCACCGUAACGACAAGCAUUUCAGAAUUGUCAUUGUGCCAAGAUAAGCAUAAACCGUUCAUGAACACGUCCAUCAAGCCCUUUGUAUUUCUAAACCACUACAGCGGAGCGAAUUACAAUUCCAGUGUGGAAUAUUCUUUAUCUCGUAUAGUUAACAUUCUGACGGAGAUGUUGGCGGUGCACUCUUCGAAAUAUCUAAUAUACGGAUGCUGCGAGACUCUCUUUUGCUUGAGCGAGACUUAUCCUACGACGAUUUACGUGAGAGGAUGGGACUGCAUUCUGCCGAAGACGCUGCUGAAGAAAUCGAAAAAGAGCAGCGAUCGAUUGGACACGGGCGAUAUUAGUUUCGUGAACGAGAUGACUUCCUCUCCGGUGGGCAGCGGUCUCUUGUCACUGGCGCUGCCCUUGCUGACGUCAUCGAGCAUUAGCUUAGAUUCGUCCACGCACAGACACCUGAUCCUCCUCGCCGGCAAUCUCGCUUCCGGAUUAGCCGUCUGCAACUUCAAGACCGGCGGCGAUCCGACAAAAUUGUGGAGCAUGUACAAGGAUCGGUACAUGGAACUGCUGCUGACGCACAUCACGAGAGUCCUCAACAUCUUCGUCCACGUCAUCGACGAGGUGCAACUGGCGCAAGCCAGCGCCAAGCCCGUAUUGCCAUCCCUGUCGUCCGCGCAAACGCUGUCACCCAGAAAGAAGAUUUUGUCGGAGCACAAGUCAAAGGAGAAGGGAGAGAAGAUCGGCGGUCUGAGGAGCGGGAAGGAGUUCACGGGAACGUUCGUCGGCAUGCCGCAUUACAUGAAGAUCUACGACAUUCUGAAAGCGGCGCAUUCCAAUUAUUUGGUAACUCUGCAGCAUGAGGCCAGCGAAAUGUACGUUUCUCUGCUGAACGCGACGCUCGACGUGCUCUCGCAGAUUCUCGAAAUCGCGUCCGUCAACGAGGCAGGUAAAAUAACGGAGGAAGUGUUGUGCUACUUGAAAACCACCGUCAUAUUGUCGCCGACGGCAACGGUUCAGUGCGUGCAGCAGUUGCUCAAGUGUCUGUUCAGCACGAAUGUGUGCGCGCAGUGGAGCGAGCUGGACGUGCAGAGGAUGGAUCAGUACGGAACGCUGCAGGAUGACGUCAGAGGGUUUUACAACCAGUGCUUCCAGCAUCCCGCCAGGCAAAUGGCGAACACGAUCAAGUGCAUAGGGAACAAUUGCAGGGGUGAGAACGAGCCGGACACGGGGUGGAUAGGACUGCUGCGGAGAAAAGGCGAUCGCAAAUUUUCGUCGGUAUUCAAGAACUUGGCGCGAUCCUCGGACCAGAAGACAUCCGUGGCGUCCUUCAUCCGGCUCUUCGAGCCGAUGGUUAUAAAAUCCUUGAAACAGUACACCGUCACGAGCAACAUCUCGUUACAGUGUCAAGUUCUGAUGCUGCUCAGUCAACUGGUUCAACUCAAGGUCAAUUACUGCCUGCUCGAUUCGGACAAGAUAUUCAUCGGAUUCGUGUUGAAGCAGUUCGAGUUCAUCGAGGAGGGCCACAUACAGCAGACCGAGGAACUUCUGCCGAAGAUGUUCAAUUUCCUGGUGCAUCUGUCUUACGAGAAGAAUCAUUCCAAGGCGAUAAUAGGCGUGCCGAAGAUAAUUCAGUUGUGCGACGGUCUGAUGGCGAGCGGACAGCCGGCGAUCUCGCAUUGCAUACCCGCGCUCGCGCCCGUCAUCGAGGACAUAUUUCUCGUGCGUAACGGCAGCUCGAGCGUGAUCGAGCAGCGGGAAUUGGAGACAACGAGAGACGUGCUGAUAGCGAUGUUGCUGCGUCUGGUGGAGUAUUACGAGGUGGUCGAGCUUCUAGCGCUGUGCCUGGCUGAAUCGAGAUUCAGCGGGGACGGCAACGGCGAGGAGAAGUGGCGGAGGUGGUCCAGAUUGACGAUGGACACUGUGCUUCCGAUACUGGCCGCUGGCAAGCUCAAGAUCGAAUCCGAAAAGGCGCACGUCGCGCUGGUGAAACUGUUCGCGGCUAUCUCGCCCACUGUUUUCCGACCGGUGGAUCCACUUCUGAAGAUACUGUUCACCGCGUCGAUAUCCACGACGGCUUCGACUCUGAGCCUGAAACGAUGGCUGGGCAUGAUCAACGUCGUGCUACUGUCGUUGAUCUCCUGCGCGAAGGAGGAGGCGAUGCUGGCGCGUCUCUCGGACCUCAGCGUAUGCAUGACGGACGUGUCGCAUCUAUUCUCGCCGCCCCAGGAUUCCUCCUCUUCCCAAGAGAGCACGGACCCUCUGAAUGUCCUGAGUAUUCAGUCGCGUCAGGUGCUACCCGAGCAGAUACUGGCGAAGUUUAUAUUCAAAGUGAUCAAUUUGAUAAGCGCGAAGGUGUUCAAUCUGCUCGGUCUGAUCAAUCAUAAGGCCGCGGAUCCUUUCGUCGGCUUCUCCGAAUACACGGCCGACGACAAUUACUUGGUGCACCAGUUCGCGUUCUUCUUGCAACUGUGCAUUCACAUGUUCGAGUCCGGCAGUCAUUGCAAAGUGGCGAACGCGACGAUGCAGAUGAUCCAAGGACGCAACGUGCCCGACGAGGAGAAGCUGCUCAUCGACGAUCUCAACUACUUGAUGCUGAGCAUCGGAAACGUGUGCCCGACGGUGACGUGCCAGUGGGCUUACCUGAUGAUCCUGUUGGGAUACAACGAGAUGUCCUUCUGGUCGAAAGUGCUGGGCACCGGCAAGUCCGAUUACAUCACUCACGCCCAGCCGAGUGAGAGAAAGACGCGCGAUUACGCGAACAGUGAUAUAAAUAUUCAGAUUAUCAGACGAGGUGGGAUCAUAUUGUUCUGCGACUACAUAUGCGAGAAUCUCAACGACGUGGAACCGCUGACGUGGCUGCUGGUGAACCACAUAGAGGAGGCUGUAAACAUUGCCACCGAAUCUCCGGUGAGAGAUCUGCUGACGACGGCCAUACACCGAAAUCCGGCGGCCAGCGGGCUGCUGGUGCAGGCGAUAGCGACCAAGUGCACGGACUUGUCGCAGCCGAGUUUCAUCAAGCGUUUGCUGCAGUGCGUCGAGGGCGCGCAUCACUCGCAGAGCGGCGCGGUUAUAAUGACCCUGAUACCAAGGCUGUUGUCGACCAAGUAUCUCGCUCUGUCGAGAAUAGCGGCGAAAAUUGCCAGCCGCAGAGUCGAGAUACUGUUGACCAGCAACGCGGAGGAUGUGGUCAGCCAGUUGUCGAAGGAGGACAUCGUGAGGAUCAUGGACAUCCUGCAGACCACCAAGCUGGCGAGGAAGCACGGCGGCCUGGUCAGCCUGUUGAACAAGCUGGCCGUGCAGUAUUACGAUCUGUCGCCGCUGGAGCUCGACCAGUGCAGACCGUUCAAUCCGUCCACCGUGAAGAGCAUCCAGCUGGACCGGAACUGGUUCCUGUCUCAGGUGCGAUUGCGAUGUUGCCACGCCAGCGCCGGCAACAAUCCCAUGGAAUUGGCGCAGCUGCUGCAGGAUCUGGACUUCGACGAUUGCUUGAACAUCCUGUCGUGCAAGGAAUUCAACUUGAAAAUUUUGAAGCACUGCAUAAUAUUGGGCGCCAGACUCAGCGUCGAGAGGUGCCAGAAGCUGGAAUUCGGGCAAGCGCAGAGCGAGAAGGACUUUCACUUCGACGCGAGCCCGCUGUACGUCGCCGCCAAGCAGUGCUUGCUCGAGCACAUCCAUUAUAUCUGCGAGCUCGUGCCGAAGCCGCAUCAGAUUUACAAUCCGGAGGCGGACAGCAGCAGCGGCAAGGAGUUGAAGUACGCCGCUAGAUUUUCCGAGCUGCUGAGCGACUCUCUCUACUGGGAGAUCCUCUUCACGAUCAUUCCGACCGUGAAAAUCUACAUGAGGACGCUGCCGAAACUGGCCAAGUACAACGUGGCGAAGAUCGACGUCAAGUUCGAGGAAGACAUCGCCAAAUUCUCCAUGCUGUGCCUCGAGCUGGCGCAUUGGAUCAUCUAUUCCGACCGGAAGAGCGUUCGCAAAUUGCGGCCGCACGACAUGUACCUCGCGCUGAGCUGCGCCGCUGAGAUUCUGCGGCACGCCGCACCGAGUAAGAUCGUCGGGGACAGCACGCGUUACACCUGGGUCUGCUCCGCGGCGAUCUCGCUGACGAAAGUCGUGGAGAGCGUGCUCACGACGAUGGACCCCCUGCCGACCGUGGAUUCUCAGGCGCUGGAGCCGGCGCUCCGAGACGAGGACACGAAGGAUUACGCCCGGGCGUGCGUCCAAAUGGCGUCGAUAGUGGCCUGGCUCGAGAAGUGUCAGACGGAAGGCUCCACGAGGAAUAUUCCGCCGUACCUGUUCGACACGAUAAAAUCGCUCGUCGUCAGCGUGAGCCGGCAGCCGCUGGUGAAUUCUUACAUCCUGACGCCGCCUCUGGUGUGGAGACGCGGCUGCAACGUCGUCGGCACGAGCCCGACGAAGUGCUACUUUCCGUUGCCGUCGUCGGAAUCCAAUCUUCUGCAGGAGGUGGACAUCCUCGAGCAGUUCAUUUACCGGGUGAAUCUGCUGGGCUGGACGUCGAGGUCGCAGUUCGAGGAGAUCUGGAUGGCGUUUCUCAGCGUGCUGAACUUUCUGCAGAACGAGAACACGCCGUCGGACGAGGUGGCCGCUCUGAUUCAAGCGAGCGGCCUCGCGGUCCAGGCGAUCACGAGGUUACUGCUGCAAACUCUGCUGCUGCCGUGUCCCGGCAAUCCCGGCGCCAGCACGCAGAUUCACCAUCCCAGAGAUCCUCAGCUCUCCGUUCACAAGAUCAGUUCCCAGAAACUGUACGCGAUACAGGAGCUGCUUCUGUGGAAGUACGAGUACAUGAAUGACGCGGAGGGUAAAAGCGGCCUGAAGCUGGAUCAUAUAUUUCAAAGAGGAAACGUGGAGAGGACCGCGACUUUCGACAGAUUCACGUACAGCCAACUGUCAGUCUCUUACUUGUGGUCGCUGUGCAAUUUGUACGAGGACAAGCUGAACGCCUCCGUUCUCGAUCUGAAGAACAGGAGAAACGACGCGCUGAUGUCCGCGUCCCUCGAUCUGGAUUCCUGCCUGCGUUUCCUCAUCGAGCAUUACACCAUCUGGAUGUCGCCGCAGGCCAACACGCCUGUGCAACUGCUGACGGAGAUCAUCAAGUCCAUUCUCGCGAUCUCGGAACUCUUUCUCGAAAGAUCGCAGUAUCAGUGGAUGCUGGACGUGUGCCUGGAAAUCUCGAGGGUUCAUCCGACGGAGAACGCAAUCCUACAUCAAUACUUGGCCAUUUCCGUCUGCAAAGCCGCUGCCGUUUUGACGCCAUUGGAUUUGGAUACAUUGGAUAAAGUGAAGCGCAUAGUGGACAUGAAUUUGAAAUCGGGAUUCCUGGCUUCCAGAAUUUCCGCGCUUCACGGUUCUCUGUACUUACUGCAGAGUGCGGUGUUAGCUAAAUGCGAGGAAACGAUGAACAUUAUACAUCCCUUAGCCAUCGAGUACAUUCAGAAGCACAUUGACUCGCAAGAUUCGAAUGGCGUUUUGAAUCAAAGCGAGGAGCAUCAGGGAAUAAUGUGGGCGCUGGUAUUCUUCCUGUUGGAGCACGCGGAAGACACACCGCCGGAUACGGAAGCGCCGGCCGUGUUGGAGUUAGUCCUUUCUCUAGUCACAUCUCAGAACAUCUCUUACGGCUUACAUCAGAGUCUGCUGCAGGGUCUGGAGAGGCUUGUGGCAACGAAAAGCGUAGUCGGCAAGGUCGCUGAGCAAAUCGUGAAGGUCGCGAUGGAUCGACUAAAACAGCCGAGCCCGUUGCUGGCGCUGCCGGCUCUGCAGCUUCUGCUGACGUGCAUGUACACGGAGGCGGCCGACCGACUGAAUCAGCCCGGCGCUGAGAAGCCGCUGCCGGACGUGGAGCCCGAGACGCUGGUCCGCUCCAUAGAACGCACCUCCGCGAUAUUCGACAAGAUCCGCAAGGGUCAUCCCAUGGAGGUGGAGGUCCUAUGCACGGUACUGUCUGGCGUCCUCGGUGACUUUUUCCCGCCGUCGGAGAUCCUGACCAAAGUCAUAGGGGAGUUUCUGUCCCCGCAACGACCGCACCCGAGGUUACUCUCCGCUGUUGUUUUCAAAGUCUGUGAGAAAGCGUGUACCUGCACGGAAAUGGAGCUCCUGCAAGACUGGGUGGUAUUCAGCUUACCGAAUUUCAUUCAGAGCCUGCCGGUGGCGAUGUCGACCUGGUGCUUGUCCUGCUUCUUUAUAAGCGCAUCGACGAAUCAUUGGUUGAGAGCUCUAUUUCCGUAUGUUCAGUCGAGGAUAGGAAAGUACGAGUACGAAGACAAGAAAAUGUUGUGUAUAGCCGCUUCAGAUUUUUAUCAUAAGUUAUCCAAAGAGUCUCAGAAGAAAGCGUUUGUCGAGACUUUCGAGGCUGCCGCGAAGGAACCUCGAACUCCAUCAGCGACAUUUUAGCAUCCUUUUAAUUAAUAAUAAUCAUAGUCGGCAGAAUCUACAACGCGAGAGACAUUCAACAGAAGAUUUUAAACCCAAGUUGUAAAAAUCUAUGUACAAUCAUUGAUAGGUUGACGCGCUGUGCUACAAACGUAUGUAUAUUUGUAUGUAUAAUGAUAUUUAUUUUGCAUUAUGUCCCAUCAAAGAGAGAUGUGCAACUUGUUUUGCAAUAAACAGUAUUUUUUAAGUAAA
This is a messenger RNA of Linepithema humile (Argentine ant), 9053 nucleotides long. RefSeq names its product huntingtin (gene htt). The record is from RefSeq and is a predicted model, not a curated record. Gene Ontology annotation, cellular component: cytoplasm; nucleus. Lineage: Eukaryota; Metazoa; Arthropoda; Insecta; Hymenoptera; Formicidae.